Varanus komodoensis (Komodo dragon) is the source of this 3843-nucleotide messenger RNA. RefSeq names its product ring finger protein 138 (gene RNF138). The transcript has 7 exons. The record is from RefSeq and is a predicted model, not a curated record. Bases 514 to 1263 code for a protein of 249 amino acids. NCBI's taxonomy places the organism in Eukaryota, Metazoa, Chordata, Lepidosauria, Squamata, Varanidae.
ACAUCGAGGGCGCCAGGUUGGGGAAUGCUGUUCUGUGAGCUGCACGGGCAGUUGCACUUAACUUUCUUUACUCUUGCACCGACCAUAUCGCGACGGGGUUUCAGUUUGUAAGCAGCUUUUCGACUUACGUUUGCAAAGCAGCUUCCAGAACAACUCCAAUUAAAAUCUCGUAGAUUACGAUUCUAGACUGGGAGUAGGACUUAAGUAGCACAGUGCUACUUGCUUCUGAGUGAAGUAGGAUUGUAUCGCAUCAGGCUGUUAACAAUGCAAAGAAACUGAAAUACUUAACAGAAACUUCCAUUUAACCAAAAAAGAAAAAAGCAGCCAGAGUCUCAUCCUUAAUAGUACAAACCUAUGUGUCUUUACUCAAGGUUGCAUUAUUCUGUUCCAUGAGCUUUAUGUCCAUAGCUGCCCAAAAUGCCUAACAUUCAAGACUAGUGAAACUGACCAGCAGUCUUUUAAGAAUGGCAAUGGGACAGGUGAACCUCAGAAGGAAUAUCACAAUUUGCUGCCAUGAAUGAGGAACCUGCCACAAUUUGUUUCAAUGAAGAUGACUAUUACUGUCCUGUUUGUCAAGAUGUAUUCAAAACACCUGUGAGGAUUUCCAUUUGUCAUCAUGUGUUUUGCAGGAAAUGUUUCCUAUUGGCUAUGAAAGAGGGUGGAACACAUUGCCCAUUAUGCCGAGGCAUUGUAACCAGAAAAGAGAAAGCACGUCCCAACAGAGCCUUAGAUGUUGAAAACAACAUGAAAAAGUUGAUGGGGAGCUGCAGAUGCUGUGACAAACAGAUUAAAUUAUCUCGUAUGAGACAGCAUUAUAAAUCAUGUAAGAAGUAUCAAGAUGAAUAUGGUGUGUCUUCUGUAAUUCCAAACUUAGACAUCUCUCAGGAUUCAACAGGAAACAGUUUUAGGAGUGAUUCUUCUACUUCAGAAAUUGGAGAAAAUUCUAAUCUACAUGUUCCUGAAGAAGCAACAAGUGUGCAGCCUACAUUCAAAUGCCCUAUAUGUCAAGAGAGUAACUUCACAAGACAGAGUUUAUUGGAUCAUUGUAAUGACAGUCAUCUUUAUCAAAUUGAUCCAGUAAUUUGUCCUAUUUGUGUGUGUCUUCCAUGGGGAGACCCUAACCAGGUUACAAGAGAUUUUGUUGGCCAUUUAAAUCAAAGACAUCAACUUGAUUAUGGAGACUUUAUGGUAAAAACUUUGCAUUUUAAAUUUGAAAUGUUAAUAUUGGGUUUUUUUCUGUUCUGGAAGACCUCCAUCUAUUAGACCUCCAUCUAUUCCAGAUUAAAUUUAGUAGAAAAAGCUAUAGAAGCUCAGUAGUUUAUAAGUUUAAGUUGUCAAAAUACUGUUGAAAAUCUACAACUGUCUUGGUAGAUUGUGGACCAAUCUAAAACUGAUAAUAAUAGUAGAGAUUGUUGAAUAGUUUUUAACUCUCACUAAAGUUAGAGAAAGACCAUAUAGCAGAGAGAGACAGCACAGUGCCUGUGGGAGGCAGUGCAUCCCCAGAUACCGUGGCACCAACCAAAGUGCACUUCCUGCUUUUUUAUUUUAAUUUUCCUUACUGGCAACUGGAAUUGCUAUGAAAGCAGUUUUUGCCAGUGCUGGAAAUUCUGGGUUCAGAGCAACAGUUCAGUGUGCUGGAGCUCCAAUCCCCCACCUCUGCCUUAUAUUCAGACUUCUGAGCAGGUUACUUGCCUGUUGCUAUGCUCCCCAUGAAGCCAUUUUGUGAUGGCACACAGGAUGGUUUCUCAAAUUGCCAAAUGUAUCUACAUAGAAGAAGUUUGCCUACUCCUGCAAUAUAUUGUUUAGUCAUUAUAUUUCCCGCAUACCUUUCUUUUGGCCUACUGUUGCUCUUGGUCAAACAGAUUUUGUAGACUUCUCAGAUGGAUUCAGGUAUGUGCAAAAAUUGGUAUAUACAGCCUUGCAAAUAAAAGGAAGCCCCCAACUCUGUGAAGAUGCUUUGGCUUUUAGUUUUAAUAUGCAUACAGCUGUAACAACAGUGAAUUAAGCACUGUUACAUACUGUCCUGCUGAUCUGCUGCUUUGUGCCACCUCCCUCCUUUUCUGUUGGUAAAUGGCAGCCACUAGCCUGAGACAUGAAGAAGUUGCUUCACAUCUCUCUCAAGUUCUCUUCUAAAAACAAUGCUUUUUUCCCCGCAGGACACAGCAGCAAUAGUAAAGAUUCAGGCAAACUGUGUGCUUGCUUUCCUUUCAUAGUAACUUUUUCUUUGCUUGGUCACCUGCCCAUUUGCUGCUGCUGCUGGAAAAGAGAGCAGUCUUUUUCCGUCUCAGGCAAUUCGUAGUUGCUCCAAGUUGAAAGAGAUGGUAACAACAGAGCAGCCAGGAAGUGGGGGAGAGGGUAUAUAUCCCUUUUAGUUCACUAUGCUUCAACCACCUACAUGUUACAAAGAAAGCUUAGAAUCAUAGAAGAGUUGGAAGGGGCCAUGAAGGCCAUCAAGUCCAACCCCCUGCUAUUGCAGGACACCAAGUUACACCAUCCUACUCAGAUGGCUGUCCAGCUUCUUUUUGAAUGGUGUGGGAGAGCCCACCACCUCUCUAGGCAGCUGUUUCCACUGUUGUAUUGCUUAAAUCACUUGUACAGCAAGGUGAGCUGGUGAACAUGGUAGCAUACAAAUGAACAUAGAAACUGUUUGUCAGAAGCAAUUGUGGACUGACUAUACACAACUGAGGGUGAUUCUUGUUUUGAAAUACCAUCAGCUGUCUGAACAAAACAAUCUUCAUUCUCCAGUCUACAUUCUCCAGUCCCACAUACUGUUUUUUAAUUCCAAGAUAAAGUAUUACAGUUCUCUUAUGUGAAUUUUGAAUAGAUCCAUGAUGAUGGAUACAUAUGCAAUGUAUACUGUUGUACAGUUUAUAUAUAGCAAGAUAUGCUACUGUCCUUGGGCAUAAUUAUACAGAGAAUUCAACAAAAGCAGACAAAAUAUCUAUGUUUGUCCAUUUGCAGAAUGUACCUAGAGACUACCCAUUCAAAAUGUAAAUAUUAUAAAAAUAGUUUCUCUCCAUCCCAAACAAUAUAAACCCCCAACAAGGAGGAGGUUAGCUCAAACUGAAGAAGUCUUUUACUUUCUUACAUUCUAGGAAGGGAAACAACAGAGGUAUGUGCGUAAAGUGACCAGGAAUGGAAAAAGGACAGUCCCUGAGACCCUUAGAGUAAAGGCAGAAUACAAGUGUGUGGAUAUUUGGGGGAGUUUCCCCCCUUAUGCUUAUGGAACUUGAGCACCCAGUUCAUUUGGUUUAGUAUUUUUAUCUUUAUCACAACACAGAAUAUAGAAUGAUACUUUAAAAAAAUAAUUGUAGAAAAAUAACUGUUUAAAAGAAGUGCUUUAGCUAGUUAACUGCCCCUAAAUUAUAUCCUGUAACAUAGGCAAUAUUAGCUGCUUAAUAUUUUCUUGAGUAAACUUUCUCUAAAAUGGAACAACUGUAUUUGUUUCUUUAAAAUUAAUUUUAGGCUGGUUUUAAGGGUGAACAAACAAUUCUUAUUCCCACACAAAUAGCUGCAGUGCCUUUUAAUUUUCUGAUCAGAAAUAAAUCAUAGCAGUCACCUUACUCAUAAUUAUAAUUUGUCAAAGUUUCUACAACCAUUCCUUAUAAUCAUUUUUAGUUUUCUAGUUUUUAGUAAUACACAAUCUCACAGCUAUUGUCAUAUCAAUAAGCAGAAUGUCAGUCUUCUUUUCUACAUGGUCACUUGAAUAAUUUUAACAAAAGCUAGUCUUACACAUUUGUUUUCCUUAGGUUCUCUUCACGGUAUUGCACAGUAUAUAUUGCACUCAGUUGGAGUGGAGUAAGUCUGACUUGAAAGCUUGUUUCUAAUCCAACCUUGUUUUGU